GAGCGGUGCGUCUCUUGGUCCCGGGACUUGAAGCGCCCAAGUUGCGAGCUGCCAUGGAGAGCUCUGAGCCUGAGCCUACAGAGGACGCUUCCAUGGACGCGUUCCUGGAAAAGUUCCAGAGCCAGCCUUACCGCGGCGGCUUCCGCGAGGACCAGUGGGAGGAGGAAUUUGAUAAGAUCCCCCUAUUUAUGAAAAAAGCACCAUCAGAAAUUGACCCCAAGGAGUUUCCUGACUUGGCCUGCCUCCAGUCGAUUAUUUUUGAUGAUGAGCGAUCUCCAGAAGAGCAAGCCAAGAUCUAUAAAGAUGAGGGCAAUGACUACUUUAAAGAAAAAGACUAUAAGAAAGCUGUGGUUUCCUACAGCGAAGGGUUGAAGAAGAACUCUGCAGACCCUGAUUUGAAUGCCGUCCUGUAUACCAACCGGGCAGCAGCACAGUACUAUCUCGGCAAUUUUCGUUCUGCCCUCAACGAUGUGCUGGCUGCCAAGAAGUUAAAGCCCGGUCACCUGAAAGCCAUCAUAAGAGGUGCCCUGUGCCAUCUUGAGCUGAAACACUUUGCUGAGGCUGUGAACUGGUGUGAUGAGGGACUACAAAUUGAUGCCAAAGAGAAGAAACUGCUAGAAAUAAGGGCAAAAGCAGACAAGCUAAAGAGGAUGGAAGAGAGGGAUCUGAGGAAGGCAAAGUUGAAAGAAAAGAAGGAACAGAGUCAGAAUGAGGCUCUGCUCCAUGCCAUCAAGGCUAGGAACAUCAGGCUUGUCUCUGAAUCAGCCGGUGAGGAUGAAGAGUCAGCCUCCAAUGGUCCAGCUGAGAUGCUCCUGAAUGGGCUCAGCUCUGAGAACCCCUAUGGAGCCAGGCUAAGUAUAGAUGACCAGGGCAGGCUGAGCUGGCCUGUGCUGUUCCUGUACCCGGAGUACGCGCAGUCAGACUUCAUCUCUGCUUUUCAUGAGGACACCAGGUUUAUUGACCAUCUAAUGACGAUGUUUAGUGAAGCACCCUCCUGGGACUCAGAGCACAAGUACCACCCGAAUAAUCUGGAGGUCUACUUUGAGGACGAGGACAGGGCGGAACUGUACCUGGUGUCUCCCGACAGCACCCUGUUGCAGGUGCUGCAGCACCCCAGGUGCUCCGUGAAGGCCCUUACGCCGGCAUUCCUGCUCUGUGUAGGAUCCUCUCCUUUCUGUAGGAAUUACCUCCAGGGGAAGAGGGUGCACAGGUAACAUGGGAGCCAGACCCUGGGGUCUCUUCCCUCAGUUUCCUCUGCUGGACUCUGCACACGUGAGUCAUCUGGCCUAGAGUCCAGCACUCUAUCCCCAGGGACAGUGGUUCCCAGCCUCUUGCUGGGGAAGAAGCUGCUGGACCCCCUGAACCUAAGCCUGUCUGUCUGAGUGCUGAGCUCCAACUGGGCUUCACCCUCCUCACAUUCAUGGCUCUGCCCUGGCCAGUACAUCUUUGGAGUCCAUCUCUGAAGAAAGCAUCCAAUGCAGUUACCAGAAUAGCUGGCCUUGGUAACUCCCUGGCCCGGAGACUAUCUCAGGGUGCAGUGACCCUGUGCAUCGGGCAUGUACAGAAGGCACAGCUCCAAGCAGUAAACCAGCCCUGUACCAUACUCUAAGGCCUCAAGGCUUGAAAGACUGGCUCGGUUGCUUCACCAGCAUGGAGGAAAGCUAAGGGAUGCUGUGUAUGCCAUGAGGUGACUGGAGCCAUGAAGCCACAUCCCGUUCUGAGUUGACUGUAUAAACUGGGAUGCUCAGACUACUCAAAGCCCUACUGGAUUCUCUGACUGACAGAGUUGCAGUGUGAGGACUGCAACAUCCCCAGUGGUAGCCCAAGUGCUCCCCCAUUCCUCAGCUCGAAUUAUGCUCCUGCCUCCGCAGAAGAAUGCUGAAUUGAGGUGUGCACCACUGUGUCUGGCUAGGAUUUCAUGCCUUUUGAUCUAGUCUUAGCCUGUCACAAGCUGUUUUUGUCUUGAGCUGUUUUCUGUGUCCUAGAGAUUGUAUGUAUUCUUACCUGCAACCCAGUGGCGUUCUGCAUUGCCCACACCAUCUGCCAAGGGGAGCAUACUUCUCAAUGUCCAUGCAAGGGCUGAGAUGGGGCUGUGCCACAUCUGACAGAAGCUUGAGGAGCCAAUGGGUAAUGGUUUGCAAGUAGGCUUGUGUUGUUUCCCUUUAUCGUGAGGCCCCAUUUCUCAAAUAGGAGCAUUCCCUUCACCUGGUGUCCGAGCAAAGCCCACAGCAGCUGGCCUAAAGCCACUGUUUGUUACAUGAGUGGCAAAUGUAUUUGUAGUAAACACAGAGAUUUGGGGGAUUGUUUGUCACUAUAGGAAAACUGACUAAUACAUCAUUAAACUGAAACCAGCUGGUGGCCUUCAGAUGGGCUAAUUUG
Molecule: messenger RNA, 2379 nt
Organism: Mus pahari (shrew mouse)
Lineage: Eukaryota; Metazoa; Chordata; Mammalia; Rodentia; Muridae
Gene: Ttc4
Product: tetratricopeptide repeat domain 4
Exons: 10
Coding region: 54-1214 (386 amino acids)
Molecular function (GO): Hsp90 protein binding
Source: RefSeq, a predicted model, not a curated record